AUGUCUGGGGACUACGGCAACCUCGUCCUUCCGGAUAGCCGCGAGUUCCUGGAUGACCUGCCCGAAGCCUGUGGCAACAUGCCUGAGUCUGUGACUGACCGAAGACAGGGCGGCGUGGAGCAGAUGCGGAGGAGCAUGAACAAAGAUGCACAGGAUCAGAGGAAGCAGGAGCAUGAGCAGAUGGAGAAGUUCAAAGUCGGCCUCCGGAGCGCAGAUGGCUUUCGCCAGGCGCUGGCUCAUCGCUUCGGCUCCUUGUUAGGAGCCUGGCGGGAGGCACUCGACUACGAUGGGAACAACCGCUUGACUUUUGGUGAGUUUUGCCUGGCAUUGAACCGGCUUGGCAUGCACGGUGAAGUCAGGAAGCUGUGGUGCCAGCUCACGAAGCGGAGUGACGAGUCGGGCUUCUUGUUCUUCAGGGACCUGGAUCAGCAGACGGAUGGCAUGCUGACAGAGUUGCGGACGAAGCUGGCGCAGGAGUAUGAGAACAUGCUCAUGGCUUGGAUCAAGGGCCUUGACACACGAGGGACCGGUCUGGUCAGCGAGAAGCAGUUCGUGCAGUGCUGCCGGAAGAUCGGAUUCAGUGGGAAUGCCAAAGACCUGUUCAAGAGAAUGCAGCCCGAUGCAGGCAGAACACUGAUGACAAUCAGGGACUUCGACACCAAGGCAUUUCAUGCCCUCAGUCGUGGCGACUUCCGCAUGCUCAGCGAACCAGGUCAAGGCUACCACGGAAAGUCGCCCCUGGAGCUCACUUUCCUGCAGCGCAACGAGGCUGGCUUCUUCUACCAGAUCCGGAGGGCAGCAGAUGCGUCACGCAGGAGAGAGUUCGCAAAGGCUUGCAGAGUUGCAAAUCCGUCGCAAUACUGCAUCAACACGAUUGAGGACUUUCAAGACCUUUGUGUCCGCAAGUAUGGAUCCCUCAUAGCAGCAUGGCGGCAGUGUCUGGACAACCACGCCAAUGGCAAGUUGGCGUUCGGUGAGUUCUGCGAUGCCCUCCGUCGCCUUGGCUAUGCCGGAGAAUUCAGAUCGCUUUUCAAGGAGUAUGACAGGGACCAGAAAGGCUACAUCUGCCUGGCCGACCUGGACCCGGAAGCGGACCAGCUGGUCUCUGACUUCCUGGAGCUGCUCGGAGAGCGCUUUGGCACCCUGGACAUUGCCUGGCGGGACGGCUUCCACCAGGAUCCCCAUGGAAGCAUCACGAAGAAGGACAUCGUGGAGGCAUGCUCUGCUCUGGGCUACGCGCAUGACACAGAGAAGUUGUUCAAGUGCUUGCAGACUGCUCCGGGAAAGCAGCUCAUCACAAUCUGGGAUAUUGAUCCAGCCUGUAGCCGAACCCGCAAGCGAGGGCUGGAGGCGGUCAUCCCAAGCGCACCCAGGCCCCUGAGCCCCACUGCUCGAAACAACGAGGCCCACACCUUCUUCCUGGAGGAUGGCUCGCCGUCAUCCAGGACAAGGAACACCAUGAGGAAGACGUUUCACACCUUCAACAGCCCACCGCUGCUGCAGCAACUCCGGCGAUGUCUCCGUGUCCGAUGGGGAUCCACGGCGGCGGGGUGGAGAUACUCUCUGGAUCCGCAGCUCCACGGCAGUUGUGGCUUUGGGAUGUUCAUGAAGGCCUUGGAGGAGUGUGCUUUCGGAGGGAAGCCCCGGGCGCUAUGGGAUGAACUCAGUGCCCUACUCAAGCGUGCUUAA
Messenger RNA from Symbiodinium natans, 1689 nucleotides. The record is from the annotation of a GenBank genome assembly. NCBI's taxonomy places the organism in Eukaryota, Dinophyceae, Suessiales, Symbiodiniaceae.